Molecule: messenger RNA, 1060 nt
Organism: Drosophila ficusphila
Lineage: Eukaryota; Metazoa; Arthropoda; Insecta; Diptera; Drosophilidae
Exons: 2
Coding region: 165-869 (234 amino acids)
Molecular function (GO): nucleic acid binding
Source: RefSeq, a predicted model, not a curated record
UAGAACUGGUCUAAGUUUUUAUUAAAUUCAAAUUGCAGCUUUAGUUUGCAACUCUUUAAGUUGGCUAACAAGUUUUGCGUUAAGCUUAGAGUAAAUCUUUGAAGCCUUGUGCGUUAAGUAGUUUAACUUUCAUUCUUUGGUGAGGAAAAGAUUAAUCUUUAGGAAUGCCUGACAUUAAAGAGGAGAGCAUGAAUAUGGAAAAUACAGGAGAUUCUAAAGUUAUAUUACCCACAUUCAGUUUGACUCGACUAAUUCACAUUGAGCACAACUACAAUCAUGUCCUAAUGGAAGAGAUUCCAGGGCAGUUGCAUUUAAAACGCACUUUAAGGCAGUUGGUUUUUGGUUUGCAUGACAAAUUAAAUCCCGGAAAGCAUUUACCUGUUGUGGAAUUAGAGGAGCAAACUCGAAGGGCAGACUUGAUCCAAAAACGAUUGCGAAGAUUUAUGGCCAAGGACCGAAGAUAUAUCGAAUUUAGUCCAAUGUCGCCAUUCCAGGAGGUGAUUGUAAAGGAACUGGCGGACGAAAUGAGCUGCUCCACAAGGUUUUACACUGGUGAAGACGGCAGACGGUAUUCUGUUGUCUAUAAACCGGGAGAUGGACCCAAUUCGUAUGAACUGAGAGCUCGCCAAGGAGAUUUAAACUUAAGACGUGAUAUCUUGCGCUCGGCCCAAAUAAGAAAAAAACGGGCUAAAGUUUCAUCUGUUGGCCUGAAAACGGAGGUGGAAAACAGUCGCAUUGACGAGUUUUCCGCAUUGCGAUUGGGUCACAAAAUUCUAAAGGACUUUAAUGCAAAAAGCCAUCCAGUUCGAAAGAAUAUGCGAUCUAAGCGAAAAGAAAAGGAGAACAUUGGAGAAGAUAAGAAGAAAUGAUCAUUAUUUUUUUUAGUAGUUACCAAAAUUAAAAUUUAAAACAAAUUUUAGUGCAAAAGCUAAGUGGAAAGCUUUGUGAAGCAGCUGUGCUGCAGUUGCACUCCAGUAUAAAAAAUAAUCAUAAUAAAAUGGGAUGUGUGCUCAUUGGCUGCAGUAUUGCCAGCUUAGAAUAUUUUAGGAUAUUUCUAGCA